Molecule: messenger RNA, 1524 nt
Organism: Cylas formicarius (sweet potato weevil)
Lineage: Eukaryota; Metazoa; Arthropoda; Insecta; Coleoptera; Brentidae
Product: protein FAM8A1
Exons: 4
Coding region: 107-1024 (305 amino acids)
Source: RefSeq, a predicted model, not a curated record
UUCCAUAGAUAAAAAAAGAGUUGUAACUAUUUUCUAAAAACUUUAGAGAUUGUUAACCAACAAGCAAACUAACAAUAACAAAACAAAAAAAGUGCACAUGUAAGAGAUGGAAGGUAUGCAAAAAAAUACGAUAGACAAAGAAAACAUUGACUAUAAAAAAAUCAAAAAUGAAAGAGAUGAAUACUUUGAACUAUUGAGGAACUGGUUGGAUGAUGCCAGGUUGUGGCAAAACAUUUCGACAAGAGCUCCUUCGCCUGCCGGAACCAACCAAAAUUCACAUCUAAAUUCGUCUAGAAACUUUGCACAAUCAUAUGUAUGGGAUCAAAAUUUUAUAAAUAAUAUAUUACGACAAAGAGUACCUCUUGGUGGAUACUAUACUACACUAGGAAAUCUACAAGACAUUCCUCUAUUCGCGACAUAUCCAUUCAACUUAACCCCAAACGUCAGACAACCCCCAACUAGUUAUGAAUUUGUUAUUCCUCCAUUGUGGAAGAGAUUAGUAGCUGAAUUUAUAGACUUCAUGAUACUGUUUAGCGUCAAGUUGGCAUUGACAUUUUUACUAAUGGAAAGCUUCAAUUUUAUAAAUCUUGAUUUUUAUGGCUUUGAAUCAUUCCAAAAAAAAUUAGAAAACCCUGAUAUUGCUUAUCCUAUGGCACUAGAAAUUCUAACCCUAGAGUUCUUGCACAGAUUAGUGGUUUGUGCUUUUGAGACGUACUUCCUCAAAGGACAACUUUGUGCAACCCCUGGAAAGCGAUAUAUGGGACUUAUGGUCAUCAAAGUAAACACUUUAAACCUGGUACCCGGCCGGGCCAUACAAACGGUAACUGCAACUGGAGCUUCACCUCUAGGUUGGCAGAAAUCACUAUUAAGAUCUGUUCUAAAAACAUUUAUUGUUGGCCUCUUACUGCCCUUAUGUAUAACAUUUUAUAUAUUUCCACACAAUCGAACUAGUUAUGACAUGAUGACAAAUACAUUAGUUGUUGAAAGUAACUCAGAUUUUUUAAUGUAUCAUGGUCUUGCAUAAUUAUAAAAGUUACACAAAAGCUGGAAAUUUUGUCCUCUAGUCUAACGUGAUAUAUGGACUGGCCAACAUUUUGUGAUAUAGUAAUUAUUGCUAUAUUUUAACAAAAAAAGAUAUGCUGGAUUUUAAGGGCAAAUUUUUACAAGAAUAUUACUGCUAACUUCUAACUUUCAGUAACAAUCCAACUGUGAUAAAAUUUACAAAUUCAGGCACCUGCGUUGAUAUAUUUAAGACAACUUGAAAUUUAUCUUCAGUAAAAUAAUAUUUAGGUAGGCCAUUUUAUGUCAUAUAUACCUCAUGUAUUCUUUUAACUGUUCUCCAAUAAAUGCUCUAUUUGUAGUAUUUUCUCCACUGUUAAAUUUUUAUUGAUACAAGGUUCCAAACUAUGCUUUGCUUCAGUGAAAAACUUGUGUACUUAUGAAUUAUUGUUGAAUUAUUUGAAUAGUUUGUUAACAUUAUGUCACACACGAAAAGUAAAUAAAUGCCAAAUGGCAAAUAAAAAU